Jaculus jaculus (lesser Egyptian jerboa) is the source of this 1452-nucleotide messenger RNA. Its product is annotated as PRAME family member 12-like. The record is from RefSeq and is a predicted model, not a curated record. The transcript is spliced from 3 exons. Bases 1 to 1452 code for a protein of 483 amino acids. Lineage: Eukaryota; Metazoa; Chordata; Mammalia; Rodentia; Dipodidae. Gene Ontology annotation, biological process: positive regulation of cell population proliferation; negative regulation of DNA-templated transcription; negative regulation of cell differentiation. Gene Ontology annotation, cellular component: cytoplasm.
AUGAACGUCCAGGUCCUGCCCACGCUUGUGCAGCUGGCAAAGGAGAGCCUGCUGAAGAAGGAAAACUUGUCCAUCUCUGAUCUGGAGGACCUGCCUGGGGAGCUCUUCCCGUCACUCUUCAAGGAGGCCUUUGACAGCAGAAAACUGACCAUACUGAGGGCGAUGGUGGCAGUCUGGCCCUUCCCCGUCCUCCCCCUGGGCUCCCUGAUGGUAACACUCGACUGGAAGACCACUGUGGCCAUGCUUGAUGGACUUGAUGAUCUGCUUGCAAUGAAGGUUCCCUCCAGGAGGUGCAAACUACAAGUCCUGGAUUUGCGGAUCAUGUGCCAGAACUUCUGGAUAGCUUGGGCGGGAACAGAAGAGGAGAGCAGCUUCUUAGAUGUCAUAGCUGAUAAGCGGACCUUAGUGAAGCAUCCACGAUCUGGGGUGAAGCAGCCCAUGAAGGUGUCAGUCUUCCUUAGCCUCAGGUCCUGCACUGGGGAUAUGGACAAAAGCCUCGUGUACCUGUUGCGCUGGGCCAGGCAGAGAAAAGGUUCCGUACAGCUGCUCUGCGAGAAGAUGGACAUUUGGCCACUGUCCUAUUGCAGUCUCUCAGAAUAUCUGGAUCUUGUCCAGCUGGACUCUGUGGAGGAGCUAGAACUGAAAGGAGAGUGGAGUAUGAGAAGCCUGGCUCAUUUCGGAGUUUACAUCCGUCAGAUGAGAAAUCUGAGCAAGUUCUUUCUCUCUGCCUCUAAAGAGACGAAGCAGUGCUUCAACCCUCCUUCCUCAAAGUUGACCAGGGUGUAUAUUGACAAGUUUACCUCCCAGUUCUCCCAUCUCGGCUGUCUCCGGCAUCUGGGUCUCAAUGGUGUGAACUUCCUCCGUGACCACCUGGAGAAUGUCCUUGGGGGCCUGAAGACUCCCCUGGAGACCUUAUCACUCACUAAUUGCUUACUUUCUCCAAAGGACUUCAAAUAUCUGUCUGAGUGCCCAAACAUUGGUCAACUAAAACACCUGAACUUGAGUGGUGUCCAGCUUUUCUUUUUACCUCCUCAGAGCUUCCCAGCAGUGCUAGAACGAGUCACAGGCACUCUGCAGACCUUGGACUUGGAGGGCUGUUUGACUAAGGACUUCCAGGUGAACAUGCUCCUACCUGCCCUGAGCCGCUGCUCCCAGCUCACCAGGAUCAAUUUCUAUGACAACCGCAUCUCCUUGCAAGCCCUGAAGGACCUACUGCUCCACACAGCCAAUCUGAGCCAGCUGACCAUGGAGCUGUACCCAGCCCCAAGAGAGAGUUAUCAGGAGGAUGGUGUGUUACUCAAUGAGAGAUUUGCCCAACUCUGUUCUCAGCUCAUGGAUACACUGAGGGCCAUACGGGAGCCUAAGAUAGUCUUGUUUUCCAGCAUUUCCUGCCCUUUCUGUCGUUCACGCUUGGUCUGUGACCUGGGUCCCCCUGUGUUUUUCUUUGAGUAG